Tarenaya hassleriana is the source of this 2714-nucleotide messenger RNA. Its product is annotated as cyclin-T1-5-like. Gene Ontology annotation, molecular function: cyclin-dependent protein serine/threonine kinase activator activity. Gene Ontology annotation, cellular component: cyclin/CDK positive transcription elongation factor complex; nucleus. Bases 366 to 2102 code for a protein of 578 amino acids. Gene Ontology annotation, biological process: regulation of transcription by RNA polymerase II; positive regulation of DNA-templated transcription, elongation. The transcript is spliced from 8 exons. The record is from RefSeq and is a predicted model, not a curated record. NCBI's taxonomy places the organism in Eukaryota, Viridiplantae, Streptophyta, Magnoliopsida, Brassicales, Cleomaceae.
UAUCGUACCCUUGUUUCCUUCUCUCCCAAUUCUUUGAUUUCUCGCGACGACUCUAGGGUUAGGGUUAGGUUUUGCUGCGAGCAUCUCCUUCGCAAUUAGCCACCGGGGAGCUCGUUUCUCGGAUUGGUUGUGUAAUGAACGUUGGAAGGUGAAGGCUGAGUUUUGUAGGAUUUGGUGUUCUUUAUCAGUCGUUUCCGUUGAUACAUUUUAAAGGUGUUUAGGAAUAUACAAAGCUAAAUUUUGAUUCGAAGACAAGAUAGCAGCUAGGUUUUGUUUUCACUGUUUACGCAGUGAUACUGCAAUCAGGAUUGUACCUCUGAUUCUGCCUUAGCUUGUUCCGGAUAUUCUGGUUUUAGAAGAUAGCAAUGUCUGGAAUGUUGACUGAGGAAUCUUCACACUGUGAGAGUGGAACUACGAGGAAUUCUCAUGAUAAGCAUGAUGAGGUUGGGCGCUGGUAUUUUUCUAGAAAAGAAAUAGAAGAACAUUCACCAUCAAGGCGGGAUGGAAUUGACUUAAAGAAAGAAAUAUACCUUCGCAAAUCAUACUGUACCUUUUUGCAGGACUUGGGCAUGCGGUUGAAAGUUCCUCAGGUAGCAAUAGCUACGGCAAUAAUGUUUUGCCACCGAUUCUUCAUCCGUCAAUCACAUGCCAAGAAUGACAGGAGGACGAUCGCGACUGUCUGCAUGUUCCUUGCUGGAAAGGAUGAGGAAUAUCCACGGCCGCUAAAAGAUGUUAUAGUUGUGUCCUAUGAGAUAAUUCACAAGAAGGAUCCUGCUGCAGCACAGAGAAUCAAGCAAAAGGAAGUAUAUGAGCAACAAAAAGAGCUUAUAUUAAUCGGAGAAAGUAUUGUGCUUACUACAUUAAACUUCGACCUUAAUGUUUAUCACCCUUAUAAACCCCUUGUAGAAGCAAUUAAGAAAUUUAAGGUUGCGCAGAAUUCUCUUGCCCAAGUUGCAUGGAAUUUUGUUAACGAUGGCCUACGGACAUCACUCUGUCUGCAAUUUAAGCCUCAUCACAUUGCUGCGGGUGCCAUUUUUCUUGCUGCCAAGUUCCUUAAAGUGAAGUUACCAUCGGAUGGAGAGAAGGUCUGGUGGCAAGAAUUUGAUGUCACACCUCGGCAGUUGGAAGACGUGAGCAACCAAAUGCUUGAGCUUUAUGAGCAAAACCGUAGCCCUGCAUCUCAAGGAAGUGAAGUUGAAAGUAGCGUUGUUGGAGGAGUGGCUCAUAGGUCUGCUUCUGGAAAUGCUGCUUCCACGGAUAGACAUGGAAGUUCUAGGCAAAUAUUAUCACGCCAACCUCCUGACCAUUCAAAUUCGGAUAAUCAAGGAGGUUCAUCAAAAGCCAGCCAAAAUCAGAACAAUGAUAAUGGGAGUGGGGAGACGGGUAGUGUCAUUACCGAGCAUAAAGGGGAGAGGGAGAGAGAUAAUAAAGAUAGCCAGCAUUCUGAAGUUCAUCCAUCUUAUAAGGGCAGUGUGAGGGAAGCUCCCCAUAAAUCCAUUUCCAGAGUUGAACGAACUGGGAAGGAAGAUACAGGAAACAGAUCUGGAGAUCACAGAGAUGACAUCAGUCUUCAUAAAUCUAGAAAUGUUGAUAAAGGUGAUGCCCCAGUAAGCCAAUCACCCAAGGACUUGAAAUUGCUGCGAGAUACGGUCAAGGCUAAAUUAGAGAAAGCUAAGAAGUUACAAGGGGAAAGAAAGAGGAAAAAGGAUUUGAUGGACGAGGAUGAUCUAAUUGAAAGAGAGCUGGAAAAUGUGGAAUUGGCAGUCGAGGAUGACAAAACAAAUCAAAAGAAAGGACAGAGCUUGCCAAAGGUCGAAAACUCUGAUAACAUGGAUAUAGAAUGUUAUGAAGCUAGUGGGAAGGGGGAAAUCACAAACAUGGAGGAAGGUGAGUUGGCAGGGGAUGCUUCCCCUGCGACGAACAGCCGGAAGAGAAAACUGGAAAGUCCUUCCAAAAGGCAAUCAGAAGGGAAGAGUCGACGUGAACAUGAAUCAAACUACAGCCAUGAGAAUAUCGAAGAGAGUCAUAAGGUGGGUCAUGGUGGAUAUGCCGAGAGGGAGCACAGAAGACACUCACACACACAAGAAGAUAAUCAUUCAUGAGGUAAAUGAUCAAAUUCUCUACUCUUUGAUCUGUCUUAAUAUUAUAUGGUCAUUACAACCUGUUGGCACUUGGAAUGACCCGGUCGGUUAAGUCUUUGGUCUGGCGAUUGUGACAAAUCCAAAUGGUUGUGAGAUGCCAUUGGAGAACCGUCGAUAAAUCUUGGAAGGAUGAGAAUGAUGUUGAGUAGUAGAAAGAAACCCAAAAAUCCUUAGGAGUCUUAGGACAGCCAGUUGUUGUUUGGGGAAGAUCCAUUCCUGGGAAUCUGAAUCUCUCUUGGAAUCUUUGUUCUUCCUGAUAAAUCCUUUUAGAGUAUUGGUAAGAGUUUUUGCCAUUGCCGCCUAAGAGAAUAAUGGUUCUUUGUAUUUUUUUUUUGGUAGACAUUUGAUUGUGGGAAUGAGUACAAAAGGCAUUAUUGUUACCACUCUUUUUUGGCUUUCCUGUCCGUACAGGGGAAGAAAGAGAGAGAUCUCAAGCCAAUAUGGCCAUACACGAUUAUCAAUGUUAAUUUUGUUUCUCUAUUUUUGUAAUAGAAAACCUAAAUUCCCUUUAAUUGUAUGAAAAAAAGUUGGGAGAACACCAUGAUUUGUUAAUGGCAUUUUUGAGUUUCAUUA